This is a messenger RNA of Acyrthosiphon pisum (pea aphid), 3127 nucleotides long. Its product is annotated as TOM1-like protein 2. Gene Ontology annotation, biological process: signal transduction. NCBI's taxonomy places the organism in Eukaryota, Metazoa, Arthropoda, Insecta, Hemiptera, Aphididae. Gene Ontology annotation, cellular component: membrane; endosome. The coding region runs from base 167 to 1609 and encodes 480 amino acids. The transcript is spliced from 12 exons. Gene Ontology annotation, molecular function: ubiquitin binding; phosphatidylinositol binding; clathrin binding. The record is from RefSeq and is a predicted model, not a curated record.
CUAUAGUCUAUACGGCUAUACCAUACCUAUUACCUAAUACCUAUUUUAAUUUAUAAAUUGGAUUUACUUUAGUAGUACAGUUGUACUGACGUACCCAUUAUUAUUUUAUUGUGUUUUAUUAUAUUAUUUACUUUAUCUAAACGUAUACGUACUACAAAAAAAAAGAAUGGCUACGAUAUUUGGCGUAUCGUUGAAUCCUUUUUCAACGCCUGUAGGUGAAAAAAUUGAACUUGCAACUGAUGGGGGCUUGGCUUCUGAAAAUUGGUCACUUAAUAUGGAAAUUUGUGAUAUGAUUAAUGACACAGAAGAAGGUCCUAAAGAUGCAAUUAAAGCAAUUCGUAAAAGAUUGCUUCAAAAUGCAGGAAAAAAUCAUAAAAUUAUUAUGUAUACCUUGACAGUUUUGGAAACAUGUGUAAAAAAUUGUGGUAAACGAUUCCACGUUUUAGUUUGUAACAAAGAAUUUUCUCAGGAUUUAAUUAAACUUAUUGGGCCAAAAAAUGAUCCACCAACCAUUGUUCAGGAAAAAGUGUUAAGUCUUAUUCAAAGUUGGGCAGAUGCAUUUCGUAAUCAACCUGAUCUUCAAGGAGUUUACCUUGUGUAUAGAGAACUUCGUCAAAAGGGAAUUGAAUUUCCUAUGACAAACCUUGAUACUAUGGCCCCAAUACAUACACCACAUAAAAGUUAUUCUGAAGAGCUCAAGCCAGUAGUCAGUUCACAUUCAAAUGAUCAAACAAAUAGCCGUUCAAACAGACCAGAUCAACUUAAUAAACUGAAUUCUGAUUUAGAGUUAGUUCGUGGCAAUAUGACGGUGUUGAAUGAAAUGCUCUCAGAAUUGGUACCAGGAAAAGAAGAUGGAUCAGAUGUUCAACUUUUAACUGAUUUGUAUACCACAUGUAAAGCAAUGCAAGAAAGAAUUGUUGAACUCCUUGCUAAAUUAUCAGAUGGUGAACUUACUGAACAACUUUUGCUAGUCAAUGAUGAUUUAAACAAUCUUUUUCUACGAUAUAGCAGAUACGAAAAAAAUAGAGAAGCGGGAUGUAGCUCUGUUUCUGUUGAUGGCCAAUCUAUAAAAACAACUGAUUUACUUCAAGGUUUUAUUGAUGAGCCAAUUGCUACAACUUCAAACCAAUUCUCAAAACUGAGUGUUAAUAAUGAAAAGCCUAAACAAAAUCCACCUGCAGAUUUGCUUACUAGUAUUCACACAGAUGACUUUGAUAUGUUUGCUCAAUCUCGAUCAGUAUCAUAUGAAAAUACAAAAGUUGGUGGAAGUAGUUAUGAUGCCAAUUUAAAGCCAGAUCAAGUUAACAGUUUAGCUUCUUUGACUCAAGCUCGAUCACAAAAUGUGACAACAAAAGAUGAUUGUGCUCAUGAAGAUGUCAUCAGGAUGCAUAGUGAACAGGAUUUCGAUGAAAUAGCAGCUUGGCUCAGUGAAAAUCCAGGAAAUUCUACAAGACUUGGAGGUGAAAUCGAAGAAUCUCUAUCAAGCAGUGAAUUUGAGAGAUUCUUAGCAGAAAGAGCAGCAGCUGCUGAAAAUUUACCCACAGGAAAUAACGAAAAUGAAUCAAGACGUAACAAAGAAAAACAAGGUGAUACCAUGUUUGCUUUGUAAGGCAUUACUAUAUAAUUUUGAAGUAUUUAAUUUAUUAGUCAGUAAUUGAAUAUUAAUCAUAUAACUUGUCAAGGCGUUAAUCCUUAUCAUUGUGUUCUAAAUCUAAAGAAACCAUAAUAUUUUAAUCCAUCAUCUAAAUAAAUUGGUAUUACAUUUUUAGUUUUAAAAUAAUCACUUGUUUAAAGACUAUAUAGAUAUUCAUUCAAUAAUAUGUUUUUGGGACUUGGUGUUACGCGGUAGUUGGCCGCAGUCACUAAUGUGUGCUGUGGUCAAGCAUUUUGUCAUUAACUCCUGUUUCUUGUGAAUUAUUAAACAUAUUUUAUCAGCUAUUAUAUUUUGAUUGGGAUAAUUAAUAUAUAUAAGUACAAUACUAAGAGAAGGUUGUAAUUGUAUUUUUUUUUUUCAAAUUCCUUGUGUAAAUCAAAAUGUUAGGAAUGCUGUUACAUUUUUUUAUGAUGUACAAUUAUUUUUUAUAAAUUUUAUCAAAUUGUUAAGUGUUAACUACAAUAACAGGUAUACAAUCUCAUUCCACUUCAGCAUAUACGUUAUUAGAUUGACAAUACUGUUUUAAUAUUGUACUAUUCCAAUAGAUUUAUUUUUUAAAUUUCUAAUCUGUCAUAAAAUUAUGAAUACUAAUUUUCGUUUCUGUGCUAUGAAAUAUGAAUAAUAUUAAUAUUAUAUUUUUUAAGCUUAAACAAACCAUAAUCAUUAUUGUUUAUAAUUUUUAUUGCACUAAAAUAUUUCAACAGUCUUAGAUGUUUAGUGAUUUGGUUGUAUGUUGUUAUUUUUUUGAAAUAUUUACAUUUUCUUUACUAAAACCUUACCUCUUUUAUCUUUAUAUACCUAUGAAUUAUUCCAAUUGUUAUUUAUUUAAAAGUGUAUUUGUUGUUAAUUUAAUUUUAAUUUUAAUAAUUUACCAUAUAACCAUGUACCACUUGUAAGCACUUUUUAAUUAAAAUUUUUUGUUUGUUUAAAAUGUAUAAGUCAUAUUACAUUACCUAUAGUACAUUUAGUUUUGUGUUGCACCAUACACACUUUAUUGCUAUGGGGAUUAUUAACUUAUUUUUUAACUAAAUAUAAUUAAGGUAUUCAUUUAAUAAAAAUGUUAUGAAUCUAAUUAUUUUGUUGCGUUCACUGUGCCACAGUGGUCAUGUAAAUUUGUGCAAAUGCUAUGGGCACUAUGUUUUAAUUUCUUAGAACUGUGGGUUAAUUAAAAUGUUUGCACAGAGAUUAGUCCAUUACUAUCUUGGGUAUGCAAAUACUCUUUUUUUCAUUUGUAAUAAUUAUACUCCAUAAUCUAUUGAAAUAUUCCAUGUAUUUUUGUGAAACCAAUUACAUAUUAGUAUUAGAUAUUUAGUUAUUAAUCCAUUAGUCAAUAGUACAUACCUAACACAAAAUACUGUUUUUCAAAUCUAAAUCUAGAAACUUUUAUAAUUGUCUGAAAUGCUAAAUAAUAUUUAAUAUCACUGUAAUUAAAUUGAAUCUUAACCAUAAUAAAAGUGAAAAUAUAAUUUUCAA